Corylus avellana is the source of this 3115-nucleotide messenger RNA. Its product is annotated as LETM1-like protein. Gene Ontology annotation, biological process: intracellular monoatomic cation homeostasis. NCBI's taxonomy places the organism in Eukaryota, Viridiplantae, Streptophyta, Magnoliopsida, Fagales, Betulaceae. The record is from RefSeq and is a predicted model, not a curated record. Gene Ontology annotation, cellular component: mitochondrial inner membrane.
AAUCCCCUCCAUAAGGAAGUAUUUUUGUGUUCGACUUUUGUGAUCAUUCGCUUCUCCACGUACACGGAUAGAGCCUUUUAGCCACGUCAUCCUUCCCUUUCUGUACCAAAAACAGCGUCACCCAAAAUCUGCAGCGCUCCAAUUUCUCAUGCGCAUCGGAGCAGAUUUUCCCAUUGAUUUUCUCUCUCCCAUUUAUGGCCAUUAAAUUGCAGCGCAACAGCUUCUUCCAUUCAAGCUCUUCAGAUGCAUGGGUAUCAGGGAAGCCAAUUAGAACCUGUCUUUCCUGCAAGCAAGUGGCAAACUCAGAUCAUGUCCUAAUUAACUGGGGUAAUUUGAGGAAGAGAUGUGUUAUAAGGCUCGCUUUAUUAGAGAGGAAUAAUCAUGGUCUUAACCAUUGGUUGGUGGGAUAUAGGAAAAACUGUUUAACCUUUCGUAAAUCAAGAAGAAUGGGACACCUCCGUCCUUUUGCAUCUGGUGAUGAGGGUGUAACAGUCAAUGGGAGUCCCCAAGCAAGUACCAGCGGUGGUGUGGAGGGAAUGAGGGUCAAACUAAAUCAAUCACUCCAAGGGGAAGAUUAUAGCGAUGGACUUAUCCAGUAUUUGCAUGAGGCUGCCAGGAUUUUUGAGUUGGCAAUCAAAGAACAGGGCCCAUUGUCAAAAAUAUCUUGGUUUUCAACUGCCUGGCUUGGUAUAGACAGAAAUGCAUGGUUGAAAACACUGUCUUAUCAGGCUUCUGUGUAUUGCUUAUUGCAAGCUGUGAUCGAGAUCUCAUCCCGAGGUGAUGGUAGAGACAGGGAUAUAAAUCUUGUUGUUCAAAGGAGUUUAUUACGGCAAUCUGCUCCACUAGAGAGCUUAAUCAGGGAUAAAUUAUCAUCCAACCAACCUGAAGCUUUUGAAUGGUUUUGGUCUGAGCAAGUUCCAAUGGUGGUCACGUCCUUUGUUAAUUAUUUUGAAGGGGGUGGGCGCUUUAGUGCUGCCACUGCUGUGUUUGGAAAAGGUAUGUCAUUGGGAUCGGGGAAUGCAAGUGAUGAAGCAGUGCUCAUGCUUGCACUUACUUGCAUUGCAGCAAUUACAAAACUUGGUCCAGCAAAAGUUUCUUGUCAGCAAUUCUUUUCCAUGAUUCCAGAAAUAACUGGUAGAUUGAUGGACAUGUUGGUUGAUUUUAUUCCAAUACGCCAGGCUUAUUAUUCUAUGAAGGAUAUGGGUCUACACAGAGAAUUUCUUGUUCAUUUUGGUCCUCGAGCUGCAGCAUGUAGAGUAAAUAAUGAUUCAGGUGCAGAAGAGGUUGUUUUCUGGGUAAAUCUUGUGCAGAAGCAGCUGCAACGAGCUAUAGAUAGGGAGAAAAUAUGGUCACGAUUAACAACAUCUGAAAGUAUUGAGGUUUUGGAGAGGGAUUUGGCUAUAUUUGGAUUCUUUGUUGCCUUGGGCAGAAGCACAAAGUCUUUUCUAUCUGCUAGUGGUUUUGAUGUUAUUGAUGAUCCUAUUGACAGCUACAUUAGGUACCUUAUUGGGGGCAGUGUUUUAUACUAUCCUCAGCUUUCAUCAAUAAGUUCUUAUCAAUUGUAUGUUGAGGUUGUCUGCGAAGAGUUGGAUUGGCUUCCUUUUUAUCCAGGCAACUUUGUCACCCAGAAACAGUUACAUGGCCAUAGAAGUAAAAGAGAAGGUCCUCCCGAUGCUGAAGCUAUCCCCCAAGUAAUAGAUGUUUGCUCUCAUUGGAUGCAGAGCUUCAUUAAGUACAGUAAAUGGCUAGAGAAACCUUCUAAUGUUAAGGCAGCAAAAUUCCUGUCUAGAGGGCACAAUAAGUUAUCGGAGUGCAUGGAAGAAUUGGGGAUAUUAAAGAACGAUAUGGUCGAAAGCAGCAAUAAGAAUUCUGUUGGGAGGACUGGAUCUAUGACUUACUCACCAACUGAGAAAGAGUUGGAUUCUUUUGAUAAGGCAUUGGAGAGUGUGGAAGAAGCUCUUAUAAGACUGGAAAAGUUACUUCAAGAGUUGCAUGUAUCAAGUUCUGGUUCUGGAAAAGAGCAUCUAAAAGCUGCUUGCUCUGACCUUGAGAAAAUAAGGAAGCUAAAAAAAGAGGCCGAAUUUUUGGGGGCUUCUUUCAGAGCAAAAGCAGAUUUCCUUCAGCAGGGAGAAUCAAGAAUCAGUGGGCAGCAACAGCACUUGAAAGGGAAAAACAGGAAUGGUGCUAAUGUAGUGCUGGACAGGAGCGACAGAGUUGUCAAUAAAUCUCGUGGAUUGUGGAGUUUCUUCAUGCGCCCUCCAGCCAGGAAGCCUGGUCCAGAGUCAGUUUCGGAUGGAUCUGAAAAUGAAUGCAUGGAGCAGAAUACUUCAAAUGCUGAUGUUGCAGACUCAGAGUCGAAUGAAAUUCGACGUUUUGAACUUUUAAGAAAUGAGCUAAUAGAACUUGAAAGACGGGUCCAAAGAAGUGCUGAUCAAUCAGAAAAUGAGGAGUUUAAGGUUACAGAUGAUGGUGAUAAUUAUCAGGAUGAUGCUACAGGUUCUCAAUUGGUCCAGGUUCAGAAGAAGGAUAGUAUAAUUGAAAAAUCAUUUGUCAAGCUAAAAGAAGCUAGCACGGAUGUCUGGCAAGGAACCCAGCUUCUAGCUAUUGAUGUUGCUGCUUCUAUGGUGUUGCUCAGACGGGUACUAAUAGGAGAUGAGCUGACGGAAAAAGAAAAGAAAGCUUUCAAAAGAACGAUGACUGACUUAGCAUCAGUUGUUCCAAUUGGGGUUUUAAUGCUUCUUCCUGUUACUGCAGUUGGGCAUGCAGCCAUGUUGGCUGCUAUUCAGAGAUAUGUACCAGCUAUGAUACCAUCCACAUAUGGACCUGAAAGACUGUAUCUCUUGAGGCAACUUGAGAAAGUCAAGGAGAUGGAACCCGAUGAAGAAAAUCCAAAUGAAAAUGUGGAGGAACUAGCCUGACUAAUAGCCAAUGCAAAUUUGUACAGCUGUCAAAGGUAGGCACCAAUGGCUGCAGUCUUGUGGGGCUAGAGCUGGAGUGCCUGGCUCACGAUUCAUUGAAGGGUGACCAUCUUUCCUAAACUCUGUUAGAUAUGUGAUGUUUAAAAACUGGAUCUUCCUGUUUCCAUAAUCCAUCUCUUUGAUUACAUUGGAAAUGA